AUGUCAACAGCUUCCGAUAGUGUAUUUGGAGGCGCCAAUGGUCUUCUGGAAGUAUACAUUAGUAGGGCAAGGGAUUUGCCUAACUUAAGGAAGCUGGACAAACAAAGCCCUUUUGUUCGGUUAAGACUUGCCCAUAUGACCGAAACAUCGGAUGUCGUUUCUCGAGGAGGACAAACACCUCGGUUCAACUUUUAUACUAAAUUUGACCUUACUCCAGAUGUUAAACCCUUACUAUUAAUUGAACUGUUUGAUGACAAGUCGCCCCCGCGGCUUAUUGGUCAGUGCGAAGUUGACCUAACGCCUGCUCUCUAUAAAGAUCCUGAAGAUGGACAUGACGAUUGGUACCAACUGUACCAUGGGUCCGAGGAAGCAGGACAAAUUUACAUGGAGCUGACCUUCCACCCUGUGGUACCCACUGCAAGAGCGCACCAUAUGGAUGAUGAAAAUAAUGAAUUCGAAGCAUCUCUCGCGAGCCGGCCUCCGCCUCCCUUACCGUCUAACGUUCCAACUGUUCAACUAAAAAACUUCAUGAGCAAAUCUGAUGAUACCGAUAGGCGGGCAGGUAACCGAUACCUACAUGCAUCACGAGUGCAACAACACAUACCGUCUAUUGGGCAGGGCGCUUCACUCCGCGAGUCUUCUGCUCCUCCAAUGCCGCCAUUUAAUUUCUCAUCCUCUAUAAAUUCCAAUGCUACUGGAGAUUCACAGAUCACACAUAAUUCGCAAAGUAGUCACUCUACGAUUAACACUACUGGUACGACUGAACCACUGUUUGCAAAAUUAAAACAAUUAAAAGAGAAAUGGAGAUCUAUAAAGAACCCGAAUCCUGAACAGCUUGGACAAGAAAAUAAAGUAGACCUUAAAGCUUUACAGAAAGUCGUUGGUGUAGCAAUCGAUGAUACCGAAGACAAUAAUGACAUGAGGACAUCGAGCAGAAUAUCGAUGGAAUCAUCCAAGUUUAUCUCACAACCGCCUCUUCCGGAGUUGCCGAAGCAAUGCUCUCGCAAGUCAAGUUUCGAAAACAGUCCUACAAGACUUUCGCCAGCGACGCAUGGCCGUCUUAAUUCACAUAUGCCACAAUUAUCUCCACGAUUACCACCUCUCCCAUCGUCCCCGUCAUUUACAAGGAAAACCUCGUCUCCAUCUCCAACGAGAAGAAGACCUCCUCCACUUCAUUAA
Molecule: messenger RNA, 1179 nt
Organism: Lachancea fermentati
Lineage: Eukaryota; Fungi; Ascomycota; Saccharomycetes; Saccharomycetales; Saccharomycetaceae
Source: the annotation of a GenBank genome assembly